Molecule: messenger RNA, 5508 nt
Organism: Caenorhabditis remanei
Lineage: Eukaryota; Metazoa; Nematoda; Chromadorea; Rhabditida; Rhabditidae
Exons: 38
Coding region: 1-5508 (1835 amino acids)
Biological process (GO): protein processing
Cellular component (GO): plasma membrane
Molecular function (GO): metalloendopeptidase activity
Source: RefSeq, a predicted model, not a curated record
AUGGGUGCGAAGAAAAAAUCGCAUGCUUUGAAGCAAUCGAAACCUCCGAAAAGGUCAAAACCGGCGAAUAAGAAAAAACCAUCAAAAGAACUAAAAGACAAAAAGAAAGGAUCCGGGAACUCAAAACCUGCAAACAAAACCCGUUCGUCUUCCGCACCAAAUCCGACCAGUACACGUUCUACCACUCCAACGCCGGAAUCAGUCAAUGCUCCUGAGAAGAAAAAGAAGCCACUAAAGCAAAUUGCUCUGUUUUCCAUUCUUUGUUGCAUAAUUAUAGCAUUGUCGAUCGCACUCAUUGUCGUGAUAUCACAAAAUGUCCCAUCGGCUCCAGCUUCUCCAACCCAAGCAACUGUGAAACCUCGAAAUGUGUGUGAAACACCUGCUUGUAUUACGCUGGCUCAUCAGUUGCAAAAUUGGCAAAAUACUUCUGUGGAUCCAUGUCAUGAUUUUUAUAAGUAUUCUUGUGGAAGAUAUAACGAGCAUGUUUCAUUUGAAGGCAAUUCAUUAAACAGGAAGAACAAGAUUUUGAAAGGAUUGAUUGAAGAUUUCUUAAUGAAAAACGUGUCUUCUACCUCGAAGUCUGAAAAUUCCAUGAAAAUUCUGUAUGCAAAAUGCAAAAAAGGAGAAGUUGAGAAGCGCAAAUUUUAUCAACACGUUUUUCGUCAUAUCAAUAGUGUUGGUUCUUGGUCACACUUCAUGGCGAUAGAUAGCAGUGACGUUAACUUUAACUUAACAAAGUGGCUGAGUGGGCUACGACGUUUGAAAAAAUCCUGGACAUCACAAGCAGUCGACUUUGGGUUGUUUUUGAUCAAAUUUAAUGAACAUUCAAAAAUGACGAUUGAGCCAAAAACCAUAAUAUUACCACCCGAAGGAGAUAUGAUGAUGAGAAUACAAACUCUACUGUCUCAUAAUGGCAUUAACACUGAUGGCAUUCUAAUUAGUUCGAAAAUAAAUCAGUUGAAGGAAUUGGAAAGAAAGGAUCCAAUGAAAGUAGUUGAUUUCUUGAUUUAUAUAUUCAUAAAUGCCGAAUUUGACCGAUAUGAAAAAUAUGAGAAGGAAAUGAAACAGAGGGAUUGUGCACAGGUUGUUAUUGCCAAUCUUCCUCACGCUUCGACUCGAGUUUUUGUUCGAAAUUUUCUCAAUAAAAAGAAUCUGAAAUCUGUAUCAGAUUUAGUAGAAAGCGAGAAGUCUAGUUUCAUCGAGAUGAUCAAAGAAUCUAAACAACUUCAGGAAAAUAGCAAAAAGAAAGCGGUUGUGAAGGUGGAAAAGAUGAAGAAAGUGAUAGGAUAUCCAAAAGAAUUUGAAGCUCCAGGAGCUUUGGAUAAUUCCUAUCAGCUCAACUUAUCUCCCAGCGAUUCUUACAAUGGAAUGUUGAUGAAAAUAGAAAGGGAUUUUACGAAGUAUUAUCUAGACUAUGUUUCCAAAAAAUCUGUUAUUCAUCCAGCGAUCUUGAUUUUGUGGGCAAAUGCUGUAUACUUAGACGAUAACAUUUUGGUUAUUCCGCCUCCAAUAAUGGAUGACCCCUUUUUCGAUGAAUCUUAUCCUGAAUACGCAAAAAUCGCAAUCCUUGGAACCACGAUAGCUCAUGAAAUGGGGCAUGCCUUUGAUAAAAGCAGGGUCGGUUAUGAUGAAAACGGUAAAAACGGGAGAAUGCUCAGUCCGGUGGACUUAAAAAGUUUUAUGAAAACUUCGAAAUGUUUCCAUAAACAGUACAUCAAUUAUGACGACCCAGACUUUGGAAAGCAGAAAAGACCCGACACAUCAAUAAACGAAGUAAUCUCGGAUAACAUUGCUGCAAAAGUCGCUUGGAAAACUUUCAAAAAACUGAAUUUGUCUCAAGAGAGCAAGAUCAUCGGGUUCGAGGACUACGAUAUUGACAAACUCUUCUUUCAAAUGCAGGCUUUGGUCAGCAGUGGUGAAAAUCUGAAAGCGAAGUCUUCUGUUGGAAAUACUAAAAUUCACUGGACUUCUAGUCACCGCUUUGUCAUUGAUCGGCUUCCAAAAUCGAAUGUUCACGCUUACUGCUAUUUGGCGUUUGUCCUCUUGAUUCAAUCAAUUGGCACGUCAUGCUUCGGAUCCGAUUUAUCCGAAAAAGAAUCGCUCGCGUGGUGGCUCUGGAUCAUCUCAUUGGGAUUAGUUUGUUCUAAAUAUCUCGAAGUUGUCCUCCCUCGAUUUGGUCUCUGGAAUGCGGUUCGAGCCGCCGAGCAACUCGCCGCGCAACCCGCCGAGGAACCCGCCGAGCAAUUCGUCGAGCAUCCGAUCGAACAACCAGUGCAACCGGUCGAACAACCAGCCGAGCAAGCAGUCGAGCAACAUGAGAAUUCUGAGUUUUUCAAAUAUUCUGAGUUUGAUUGCAAGGAAAAUCUGCCGAAAAUUGAAAAAUACGAUAAGAGGAAUCUACUGGUAGGAUACUAUGGACUAGCAAUCGUUUCAUUUAUUCCUCAAUGUAUUGUUUGGUGGACUGAAUAUGACGAUCUAGUUGUCGCUACUUUAUUUGUUAUAUACCACAUUCUGGCGAUGACUUUACUUGUAAUUUUCAUUUAUCCACAUAUUUGGAAAUAUGAAUUGGAUUACUCGGAAAAUUUAGGACCUUUCAUAGCAAUCAGAAUUUUUUUACAAACAUUUCUUACGUGGGUUUUUUUGAAAGAAAGUCAUUUCAUCUUACCCCAUUUGUACUGUAAUAUUUGGCUUUUUAUUGCAAUCAAUGAAAUUCGUACAGUGGAAAGUGAUCACGUUCAAAUUCCUCUUGAAGAGACGAAUGAAGAAGAAUCCAAAAAAGAAGCCGCUGUACUUCCAACAGAAAUUCCACGUGAACAGAGGAGAAGAUAUGUUAUGUUGUAUCCACAUGGCUUGUAUCAACGUUUUAUUUUAUCUCAUUGGUACUACAAUAUUUGGCUUUUUAUCGCAAUCAAUGAUAUUCGUACAGUGCAAAGUGAUCACGUCCAACUUCCUCCUGAGCAGAGAAUUAAUGAACGGGAAUCUAAUAAAGAGGCUCUAGGACCUCAAGACUUGAAACCAGCCACCCGAAGCGUUACGUCUUCUGGACUAAGCUCGGCUCCUGGCUCCACGAUUUCCAAAUCUGAUCCGUCGAAAACUCCUGAGAAAAAAAAGAAGCCACUGAAACAGAUUGCCCUGUUUUCAGUUCUUUGUUUCAUAAUUCUCGCACUAACAAUCGCUCUCGUUAUCGUAGGCUCAAAGGAUGCCCCUGUUUCCCCAGAACCUCCUAUUCCUCCUCCAACCCAGGAAACUGUGAAACCUCGAAAUGUUUGUGAAACACCUGCCUGCAUUACGUUGGCUUCGCAAUUACAUGAUUGGCAGAAUACUUCCGUAGAUCCAUGCCACGAUUUUUACAAAUAUUCUUGUGGGAGAUACAAGGAACACGUGGAAUUUGAAGGUCCUCCAAUCUAUAGAAAAAACAAUGAUGUGAAAAGAUUGGUUAAAGGUGAGGUUCAAAUCCCGCUUGUUAGUUCAACGAAAGACACUGAUAAGAGUAAGGAGGAAUUCUACAGAAAAGUUCAUGAAAAACUUGAAGAAAUUGAUGUUACAACUGCUUUGGGAAUAUUGGACGAAACCAAAUUGCUCAAAUCACUCUUGAUUGUUGCUCACCCGGAAGGAAACAAAGUGAACUUUGGACUGUUCACCCUUCGUUUUUCAUACGAUUCUAAAAUUUAUCUUGAAGCGCCCAAAAUUGAGUUGGAUGAGACGGAUAUCUUAAAAAAUUAUAAUUCUGUUUAUUCGGGAAUUCCCGGAUAUCUGACCUGGAUUACUGCGUUUGAGGAUAAAAACAUUCGCAGAGUUUUGAUUUUAUUUAUGCAGUUGCAGUUUCAGGCAGUUAUGGAACUUCUUCCGCAAGAGUCUCUUCAAUUUUUUGCACGCAAUCGUUUCAACAAGAAAAAUCUAAAAGACGUAACUGAUGUAGUUGAAGCAACAAGAUCAAGUUUCGUUGAGAUUAUUAAAGAAUCGAAUAUUCUCAAAGAAAACAAACAACAAGCUGUUCAGAAAGUCGAGAAAAUAAAAACAAUGAUUGGAUUUUCGGAGGGAAACGAGGUAUCUGGAAACAGUUCGCAUUCGCUCUUCCUUCCUUCAUCGCGGGAAUACUAUUUCAUCAUGGAAGAUAUCGAUAGAGAUUAUAUCAAGCGUAUGAUCGAUUUCGCUUCUCUGAAACUAUCUGUACAUCCGUAUGCUUUGAACCCAAUAGCAAGAACAGAAUACUCCACACCUUCUAACUAUUUAUCUAUUUCCGCACCAAUCAUCGACAAUCCACUUUUCGAUUCAACCUAUCCUCAAUAUGCCAAAAUAGCUGGAAUCGGAAAUAUUAUUGGUAGUGGAAUAGGUCAUGGAUUUGACAGUGCCGGCAAAAGAAUUAACUCAAAUGGUGAUCUCUGGCCAGAAUGGAAAAAAGAGGAAGAAAAAAAAACCAUUUCUCGAGAGUAUCUUUUUGAUAGUUCAACUACUGCUACUCCUACUACAACUCGGCCAAUCACAAGUGCUCCCGGAACAGGAGAACCGGCCAUAAACGCUCCAGCAACAGGAGAGCCAGUAACAGACGAGCCAGUAACAGAUGGCCCUGCAACUGAAGCUCCCGUGAUAUUAUGUAAAACGUGUGAUAUUUCAACAAUCGCACCAACACUGACAGACUCCGCAACUGCUUUCACUUCAAAGGAGUUAUCGGCAACUGGCAAGUGCAAAACAACUCAAGUAAAGUGUGCCAGAACUGACGAUCAACUUUGCACCGAUGUUAAGAUGACGGCUAACGGAUCGCCACUAGAAGCUAGUGCAACUGCAACUGAUGUGACUGCUACUGUAACCUGUGCAGAAGACGGGAAAUACUCUUCAGGCACUAUAACUGGAAUCACCAAACUGACUUGCGAAUUUACCGAAUGUGCACCACCGAAUCCAUGUACUCUAUGCGACGUUUCCAAGAUUGUGCCAACAAAUAUGGCAGCGGGAACUAAAUUUGAGCAAAAGGAAAUGGCGUACCCCUGUAAGCAGGCCGAGGUAACGUGCUCACGAACCGAUUCACUGCUUUGUCAAAGUAUUGCACUACUGGGUAACGGUAUACCAUUUGCUACGGUUUCGGAAUCUCGAAGUAUAAAUAGUGUUGUGUACUGUGGUGAGGAUGCGACAUACAGUUCUGGGCCAGCUAAGCGCAUCACUCAACUCUCAUGUGAAUUCGAUGGGUGUGAAGAUCCGACGCCAUGUGAUGCUUGUGAUAUCACGACUAUUGCACCAUCUUCAAUCGAAGCAGGAGCAAGUUUUCAGCAUCGAGACGACAUAGAAUUAAAUGGAUGCCGGCAAAUUUAUGUGUUUUGUCAGCGGGAUGACAGUAAAGUUUGCUCAACUAUUAGUAUCAAGGCGACGGUACCUUCUGGAACGAUCACGCUUAAAACUGAGUCCAGUGUAAGCAUAACGCAAGCUAUUGUGUUAUGUAGGAACGGAUUCAUCACUGAGUAUGGGAAAAGAGAAGCGAUCUCCGCGUUGUCUUGUGAGUUUGAAGCAUGUGUGUGA